CCCCCAUCGGUGUGGGCGGACGCCCACCUCCCAGGAGCAGCCAUGCUACGAGGUGCCUUCGUGCUUUGGAACCUCAGCUUCUUCAACGUGGAGAGGACCCUGGCACGCAGGAUGCAGCAGAACGCGCAUUACCCCUUCCAGGUGCAGCAGCCCAAUGGUGAGGAUGUUGUCAUGGAGUAUUACAAGGACACGCUGUGGAAGGGGGCCCUGAUCUUCCUGCUCUGUGUCUUGGGCGGUGUCUUCUACCUCAAGAGUGAGAAGGUAGGAGAGCCCGUGGCUGGUCCCAGGCUGUGCCCCAGAGCCCCCCGACUGGGGCCAGGCAAAGGGCGUCGUUUCCUUUCCCCCCCCCCGGGGUGGGAUAUAGCUAACUGGGGACCCCUCACCCCCAAGUCCUCCAGCUACUUCCCCAUCCUGGGAGCUGUGACCAGCAGGUCCCUCUCGCUUGCUCGCCCUGCCUCCACCCCCCCGGCUCCGGGUCUUGGCUCCCGGGUCCGUCCCCCACAGGUCUCCCAGGAUUACUCCGGCUUCUUCAUCUACGGGAUCCUGGUCGGCCUCUGGCUCCUCCUCAGCUCCAUGCACAAGCGGCACCUGGUCAUCAACCACGCCCGGGGCUGCUACCAGAUCUACAUCAAGAGGCAGCUGUGGGAGGAGGGGCCCUUGCACCAGAUCUACGUCCGGCUGACGGCCCAGAUGGACGCCUAUGGGAAAUGCUUCUACAGCCUCAUCAUCAACGGCUACGGGCUGGAGGUGCUGGCCCUGGCCAGCCUGUCCGACAAGUACGAGCACAUGGAGUUCCUGGGCAGGCGGAUCGCGCGCAAGCUCAAACUCAACUACUUCGACUACCUGGAUGUGUCCACGCGCCACGUGAUCCGCCACCGGCCCCCGCUGGAGCGGGACAGGGACCUGCAGGUUUGAGGGGGGGGGCCGUGCCCCAGUAAAGCUUGGCCUCCCUCUC
This is a messenger RNA of Chelonia mydas (Green sea turtle), 955 nucleotides long. It is a transcript of the gene CATSPERQ, whose product is annotated as transmembrane protein 249. The transcript has 4 exons. The record is from RefSeq and is a predicted model, not a curated record. Lineage: Eukaryota; Metazoa; Chordata; Testudines; Cheloniidae. Bases 43 to 915 code for a protein of 290 amino acids.